Ceraceosorus bombacis is the source of this 3496-nucleotide messenger RNA. The record is from the annotation of a GenBank genome assembly. NCBI's taxonomy places the organism in Eukaryota, Fungi, Basidiomycota, Exobasidiomycetes, Ceraceosorales, Ceraceosoraceae.
AUGAGUUUGGGGGUCACAGGCGCUCCAGACGCGGUGUUGUGGAACGAUGCAUCCACGACUUCCAAAUUAGCGUCGCUUGUCGGUCCCGUCGCAUCAGCGCUUAGCGGAUCCGGCCAUCCUGCAAAGCUGCCCGGUUCCUCACAAGACCUCACAGCCAAGGAUCUCGCACUUGUUGCCUUCGACUUGCAGCGCUUCCAACACAAAGUUUUGGGUCCGGGCGCACCUCGACCUGCAGCAUCCGACGAGAACGGCAAUGCACUUCCGCAUCCGCCCAAGAUUCCAGCUACCUUGUUCCUACCAGCGGCUUCCCUCUCCUCGAUGUCCCUGCCACCUGCAGAAGACUCUCCACUCAGCUGCAUUCUGCAAGCUGCACUCAUCAGUGCAGCCUCAAGAUCCCUGGAGUCGUGGAAUGUGGAUGAUGCAGCAAAUGAGGGGAAGUUGAGGCAGGUCGUGGUGGAAGUGAGAGCUGCGCUGAGAGCCAAGGGACACUUGCCCAAGCACACCGUCUUUGGGGAGACCGAAAUAUCUGAAGCCGAAAUCGUAGCUUACCGCAAGCUCGCCACACAACUAGACUGUGAGUACUGACCUUGAAGGUCGGAUGUGUAGUCCAGUACAUGCUCAAGCUUGGCCUUUUUCGCCUCCGCUCUCUUGCGAUUAGGUGAAUGGACGAGCGAUCGCUCAGCAGCCACGCAUAUCCUUUUCUCCUCGCCCGAAAGCACCCCUUCCUCUCCCUCGGCUAGCACUGCAGCGCCCUCCGAAUACUUCCGCACCCUGGCUAGGACGACGCUUGCAAGUGGAAAGGCGGUAGCCUUGAUUCAUGUGUGGUACAGGCCCGACUCAUUCGACACCUGGCUCCCUGCAAAAGACUUUUCUUCUCCAGAACCAGAGCCAGCGCCAAAGAACCCCGAGCUUGCGCGAACGGUCGGCACCAAGUGGCUCGUGGAGAGUGCCAAGUACAACGAGCUCAUGAACGAAGAGGACUAUGAGAAGGACGAUGCAGAGGAAGCCAAGGCAGGCGCUGAAGAGGUCGGCUUAGGCGACGCAGAGGCGGGCAUCUCGGACGCUAAGAGCGAGAAGCCGCGCAAGCGAAGUCUACCAGAUGAGGUCACUGAGGAAGCUGAGGGAGAAGGCUCUGCAGCGCCAGGCAGCAAGCGCAUCAGGCUCUUCGUCGCUUCUCGUCCGUCUGGCGCCAUUGCGGUUGACGUUUCUGGAGCGAGCGGUCCCGCGCCUGGCAAAAAUUAUGAAUCCAACCCUGUUCCUGGAGGCGCGAUUGGCAACCUGCCGCCUGAGGCUGCACCUGGCCGGUCUCAAGGCGCAUCGCCCGCGGUGCAUGUAGCUGGAGAUACAAGCAUUGCUGACGGCGAUGUCACAAUGGGCGAAGCUGCCUUACCAUUAGUUGAGGUUGAGGAGGUUCCCUCGGCGGCUGAUGCAGCAGCUGCUGCGAGCGCCGAUGCAGCCGAUCGUCAAGCACAACAAGCAGAAGCAGACAAUCUGGCUCGUAUGUACCUGGCAGAACAGACGCAAGAAGUGAUCAUUCCAUCCUACUCGACCUGGUUCAGCUUUGGGUCGAUUCACUCCAUAGAGAAGCGCAGCUUGCCAGAAUUCUUCAAUGGCAGGAACCGAAGCAAGACGCCAAGUAUCUACAAAGACUACCGUGACUUUAUGGUCAACACGUACAGGCUCAAUCCCAGCGAGUACCUGACCUUUACAGCUUGCAGACGCAAUCUGGCAGGCGACGUGUGCGCCAUCAUGCGGGUACACGCUCUACUUGAGCAGUGGGGCCUCAUCAACUAUCAAGUGGAUCCGGACACGAGGCCUGCCACUCUAGGCCCUCCAUUCACGGGCCACUUCCGUAUUACGGUGGAUACUCCACGAGGCCUUCAACACGCUCACCCCGGCACCAAGCCGCGUCCUGCACGCACACUGCUGGCCGAUGGCGAGAGCGGCGCACAACAUCCGCAGGCAUCCAGUUCGGCUCAGCCUGGCGCACCCGACCUCACACUCGAGCUAAGACGGAAUGUCUAUCAGACGACCAUGAAGGCAGCUGUGACUGUGGACGGACAAACAGCUACAUCGCUGGCAGCUGCAGCCGACGCUGCUCUCAAAGCUGGUGCAGGCGCAGCGAGCUCGUACUCCUGCGACACGUGUGGUACCGAGUGUACGAGGUCCCGCUACCACAGUGUGCAUGCUCCUUCUCGUGGGCCAGGCGCAGGCGGAUACGUGCUCUGCCCAAACUGUUAUCUCGAAGGUCGCUUCCCCUCUUCGAUGUACAGCGGCGACUUCGUUCGCAUCGACGACUCACCAUUCAAGCAAGGUGGAGCACCGAGCCAAGACGACUGGAGCGAUGCAGAGGUGCUGCGACUACUGGAGGGUCUCGAAAUGUAUGACGACGAUUGGGCACAGGUGGCGAGUCACGUCGGUACGCGUAGUAGAGAACAGUGCAUCACGCGCUUCUUGCAAAUGCCAAUCGAGGAUCCCUACCUCGACGGAGGAGCGCCUCGUAAGCCUACAAGUGGCAUUGACGCCACCCAAAAGGCUUCGCGCGAGACCACACAAUCAGACCUAGGUGCUCUGCAGUACGUGCGCGAUCUCAAGAACGCAGCGAUCCCUUUCGCUCAGACUGACAACCCCGUCAUGAGCGUGGUUGCUUUCUUGGCCAGCGCUGUGAGCCCUGCUGUUGCUGCAGCUGCAGCCCAAAGCGCUCUAGGCGAGCUGACGGAUGGCAUGCGGAAGCGCAUCGCAUCAAAGGAUGGGUCGCAGAAUUCUCAAGCCGCUGCGGGUGCUAUGGGCGCAGACGGCGCCCCUAAAGCGCAGGACGAGCGCAGUAAAGAAGAUUCAGGAGCCCCAGGUGCUGCAGGCGCGAGUGCCGACAAUGCCAUGGACGUGGACUCGUCCGACAAGACAGCAGACGUAUCCAUCAAAGUCACAGAUGCUGCCAAGUCAGCUGUAGCUCAGGCUCGGGAAGAUAGGGAAGAUUUGGCCAAAGACUCGCAAGCUAUCCCGCGCAACGCCGUCGAGAAAGCGGCUGCUAUAGCUCUUGGCGCUGCGGCUGCCAAAGCUUCCAUUUUGGCCAGCCACGAGGAAAGAGAAUGCCAACGCUUAGUGGGACAGAUCAUCGAGGCUCAGAUGAGAAAGAUGGAGGUGAGUCGCACAACGCCGGGGUGGUCUGACGUGCAUCAAGCGCUGACCUAGACUCUGCUCAUCCUUGCAGAUCAAAAUGUCGCACUUUGAAGAGCUCGAAGGCUUGUUGGAACAGGAGAGGCGAUCUGUCGAGGCUGGCCGCAAGCAGCUGUACGCGGAUCGCCUGGCGCUUAGCAAGCAGGUAGCUGCCGUCAACGAUCUGCUCAAGCGCGCUCGCGAAGCGCCUGCCAAUGUCACACCGGCUGACGUGGCCGCGGCUUCGUCAUUGGCGCACGGGCUGCCACAGCAAGGGCCCUCUGUUCAGGCCAACGAAGUCCCUGCUCACCCUUCCUCCGGCAAUUACGCUCAGCUGUGA